Molecule: messenger RNA, 516 nt
Organism: Aspergillus oryzae RIB40
Lineage: Eukaryota; Fungi; Ascomycota; Eurotiomycetes; Eurotiales; Aspergillaceae
Product: DUF1993 domain-containing protein
Exons: 1
Coding region: 1-516 (171 amino acids)
Source: RefSeq, a predicted model, not a curated record
AUGGCCCACACAUUCUACGACGGAACCAUCCCGGUACUCCAAUCCAUCCUCAAAACCCUCUCCCACAUCCUCCACCGCGCCUCCCAACACCCCAACGCCAAUGCCCUCCUCACAGCCCGUCUCCACGAAGACAUGUACCCCCUAACCGACCAAGUCCGCAUCACGACCCAGUUCUCCGAGAACCUGGUUGCACGACUAACCGGUCGAGAGCCGGUGUCGUUCGACGGCAGUCCGACGACAUUUGCCGAGUGCUAUGAGCGCAUUGAGACGGUGUUGAAGGCGCUCAACGAGGCCGAGAAGGACGUCGUUAAUCGGCAGGCGGAUGUUGUCGCGAAGACGCCGAUGGGGCCUGAGACGGCGGUUGAGAUGUCUGCAGCGGCGUAUGCGCAUAGUAUUGCUUUGCCGAAUAUUUACUUUCAUCUUACUACUGCGUAUGGGAUUCUGAGGAAGGAGGGGGUGGAGUUGGGGAAGAGGGAUUAUUAUGUUGGGUUUUUUCCGGUGCUUGGGGGGCAGUAG